This is a messenger RNA of Paramormyrops kingsleyae, 1203 nucleotides long. Its product is annotated as interleukin-1 receptor type 2-like. The record is from RefSeq and is a predicted model, not a curated record. Lineage: Eukaryota; Metazoa; Chordata; Actinopteri; Osteoglossiformes; Mormyridae.
UUGAACCUCGUGUCACUCGGUAGUGACGUCUACAAUUUGAUGAUUCGUACGCGAGUGUUUAAAAACGGGAAGGAUCUUUAAAGAGCGGCAUGUUCUUUAAGUACGAGCGCAUCUGAAACUGAAAGCCCGUCGAAGCAUGGAGCAGCAGCGGCCAGCACUGACAGUCGGCUGUCGUCGGCCUGUGAUCAACGCUUUCCUCGUUGCCCUAUUGGGAAGCCUGUGUCACCAUGUUGCGACUGACACUCUUCCAGACUUAAGGUCUCCUAAAAUUGCGGCACUCACAACCCCCGACCCUCGCACUGGGAAGCCGCUGAACAUGUCCUGUGAGGCAGACCCCGGAUACCCAGAUGGUUUUACUAUUGUUUACUGGUUGGUAAAUGAUACUUUUGUGGAACUGCUGCACCCUGCUGGCAGGAUCACCGAAAGUGAGGAGAGUGAGAUGACAGUCAAGAAUUUGGUGGUCGUCCGGAAGGAUCUGAUGUUGACUGUUGUUAAGCCCGACGAUUUCGGUGCCAGUUACACCUGCGUUGUGAUGAGCCCCAUGGGAAGGGAUUCAAAGACCGUCAGCCUGAAACCAAGGAAAAGGAAGAAGUCUCCCCCCAGAGUCCAACGGCGGAUUGGCCGGCUGUCUGCCCUUGCUGUAAACUCAUAAAUGUUAUUGACAGGACCCCCCCCCCCCAGCAUGUCCAGACUGCAGUGCCUUUUUUUCUCACCGACCUCAUUUGGUUUAAAGUCACUAAAAUAGUUUUAAAAUAAAUUCUGCCCUAUGAGGUAGUAUGUGUGCAUAUAUAGUGGCUUCCAAGAAUAUUCAACUCCCCCCCCCAAAAAAAAGUGUGUACAGUAUUGUGGUUUCUGUCCCAUGAAUACCCAGAUUGUGCUCAUUAAUGUCUCUUGACUUUAAUAUCCCCUGUAUCACUGCUGAUGGGGGAGACUUGUAACUUUUUUAUGCGUUUGUUGGUUUGUAGCAAAUUAGUUUGUCUAGUAUUUAGACGUUCUGGGAUUAUUAGUUUUUCCCGCUGCUCUGUAGAAUCCCAUCCCUGCUGUGUCUGUGUUCCGCUGCUUUCUUCCCUGUCCUUCCUGAAACAGGGUAUCACACUGGACAAGUGUUUGGAAGAUCAAUGGUGAUCUGUAACCUGGAUUUUAGUGACUUCUCAAUUGUAAACUGCCCCUAACUGUUGUUCUUAAAGUUAAUAAUUAAAAAAA